Molecule: messenger RNA, 3009 nt
Organism: Strongylocentrotus purpuratus (purple sea urchin)
Lineage: Eukaryota; Metazoa; Echinodermata; Echinoidea; Camarodonta; Strongylocentrotidae
Exons: 7
Coding region: 704-2134 (476 amino acids)
Molecular function (GO): protein binding
Source: RefSeq, a predicted model, not a curated record
GGUGUGUUUAGUGUAUGAUACAUGGUUAGUGAGUGUGUUACGUAUAGCGAGACAGAGAGAGAGAUAAAUAAUACAGUACACGUCUGCGUACGUACGUUUGUUGAUGCAGUCCUAUUGUUGAUUCCGUAUUGUGUUUGCUGCAAGUUGGAUCUCGUAACUUCUUGAUCGUUGAUAAAGGGAAUGCAGUGUCAGAUUGAUCUUUACUCAUGAGGAAAUACUAUUGGAAUACAUCUCAAAACCAAGUUAGGCCUAAUUAUUAAUUGUAAUCACUUUCUGAGUUUAGAUCUAUAUUGAUUGACUACAAUGAGUGGCUUUCUCUCUCCGUUUGUCCCUCCAUGGCCGAUUUCAGGAUUGCGGCUUGCAAUUACCGUACCUGGCCUGUACUGUGUCGGUGUGUGCGACCGAUUCAAGGCUAGCUGAUGAGUGAAUGUACUUUCGCGCGAAGUUUUAAACUUGUUGUCCAGGCAAUGACAUGCCCAUUCCCAUGGGCCUGUCUAAUUAUGAAAGUAAUUUCGCGACAUGAAAUUGAUUAUUUCAAGGCUCUUACGGACGGAUUGGCGUAGAAGAAAGAGACUACUUUAGAGAUGGAUAUCUCCUAUUUUAUGGAACUUCUCGAGUUGGCAGAUGGGAACUGCUAAUCCUUGACAUUCCAAGCUGUGUAAAUGCAGCACUUCUCUCACAAAAAUCUUAGCCCAAAUUAGUGAUGGAGUUUGGUGGGUUUGAUGAUGAUCUCUUCACAAAGACCGAGAAAAAGCCAAAGAAAGCUGCCAUAGUUGACUACAAGCCCAAAACCCUUCUACCACAGUGGUACACAAAAGACCAGGCCAUGCCAACAGAUGAUCCAGAUAAGGUCCAUUUCUACAUCUUCCGUGGCAAUCGGCAUUACUACCGAGGGAACUGGUCGGACGCGUUGGAUGCCUACACUAGAGCAAUGGACAGCGUUGCCCCUAACAACACCAGCAUCAGACGGUUGCUCCUAGAAUCCCUGGCGAGAUGCAGAUGGAGAUCAGGGGAUGCUCAUGGAGCAGUUGAGAUGGGCAAGAAAUUGGUUGAAGAAUCGACGAACGAUCAUCAGCUGUUUGGUGCGCAUAGUGUGCUGGCCAUGUUUUAUGAUGCUGCGGGAAAUACAGAAGAUCAUACAAACAGCCUCACGCUCUGUCUGGACAUACGACCUUUGAGCGUGCAGCACUGGAUCCAGCUAGCCAAAAUAUAUAUUAAAAAACUCCCAUCAAAAGACUGCAGAAAUAUAUCAAAAUCUCAUGCAGUUGAGAAUGAUUCAGGAGCAAAAAGGCACAUAGGACAAUACAGUGUUGACCAAUCUCCUGUCUCGGGUAAUAGUCAUUGUGCCACCCAAAGGAUCAGUAAUGGUUAUUCUGCAAAUGUGGAGUCACGCCCUUCUGCCGCUAAAGAUUCUACUGCACGUUAUGGCAAUACAUGUACUAGGAGAGGGCUGGAUGCGCACAAGGACGUGAACACUGAGCAUAGUAUAUGCAAGGAUGAACGCAUUCUUAAUAAGUCGCAAGACAGGAGUUGUCUUUCUCAUAGUGGCAAUGUCAAUGGUGAUGCAUGUGAAAUCAGGCAAUUGAAUCACAGUUCAUCAUCGAUGUCAUCCCCACUAUCAUCGUCAGGGUCAUCGUCAGGGUCAUCGUCAGGGUCAUCGUCAGGGUCAUCGUCAGGGUCGUCGUCAGGGUCAUCGUCAGGGUCGUCGUCAGGGUCUGUGCUGGAAGACAGCCUAACGGCAACAGGGAAUGUCCCAAGACGAUCUCCAGCAUCAUCAGUUCCAAAAAUAGAUAAACUGGAAAGAUUGUCUCUAAAUGGCGAAGGCACUACUGUGGCAAAGGACUUACAACCUAAUGGACUAGAGGAGAUCAUUAGUGGUGGGGGAGAUGUAGAAGGAGAAGCUGACUUUGUUCUGGAAUCUGUUAAAUGCCUUCUAAAAGCUCAGGUUAUCUUGAAGAGUCUUCAAAUCUGUGCUGUUUCAAUGACGAAGAUGAGGAAUGCUCAACUGCUAGCAGAGAUUGAUGAACUGCUGUCUUCCUUGCACCUUGAUCCAGCCUUUGUUCAGGAUAUGAGCAAGAAAAUGUACAAUGAAGUAUAUGAGAAAGACGUCAAAGAAAAAGCAGCCAGCAGUUGAUUAUCACUAAUUCAGUCACAAUGUCACAAAUCUUAAGGUAAUGUUGAGUUGUGGUAAUAUAAUGGAAGAAACCAGCUUUUAAUUAAUUCUGAUGUGGUUAUUUAUCAUGUAGUCGAUGGGUUGUUUGGAAUAGCAAAUGUAACAAGCUACAAGAAAAUGUACACUAAUUACUGAACAGCACAACCCAAUAGGUAGUCUAUCUUUGGUUCUGUAAUAAAGAAUAUGCUGUUCCUGUAUAGCGCAUAUCACAUUAUAACAGUUCUGUGCUUCCAAAGGACUUUGCAUAUUCCUGGCCUUAAUAGCUCUGUGUGCACCGUUUCAUAUCGUUCUUCAUACUCCUUAUCCGUAAGCCAGGUUGAAUUUAUACAUUCUAGCGGUAGACAAGUAAUAUUUUAAGUAAAUGGUACAUUUUAAUAAAUACAGCUGUAUUAUUCUGUUUAGAUAUAAAUAAAUGUAUUGUAAUGGAGAGAUGAAGAGCAUCCCUUUGUAUUUCUAACUUUAUUGGGAGGUGGGCUUAGAGUUCGGAUGAAGAAUUGAUUACAAUUAGCUCAAAAUAUGAGAGUGCAUUGGAUGCAAAGUAGAGUGGAGGUCUAAAUAUCUUAAAAUAAAAUAAAAUAAGAUUGGGUUUGAGGAAUAGAGAACAUGAGGAAGAAAAAAGCCAAAAUAAAGAUGGGGGUGAGGAGCACAGUAGAGAAUAAUGAGAGGGGGAUAGAGAGGUAGAGUUAAGAAUUGGACAGGUGAUUUUUACUGAGUGCCGCAAGACAUUUCUAGGGGUUCCAGAGAGAAAUUUAGUUAUAUUACAAAUUUAUAUACGAUUAACAUCCAUUUUGUUAAAACAAAAUCUUAGAAGCAGCUAUGUAUUUGAGUGAGGAAGU